This is a messenger RNA of Anneissia japonica, 8427 nucleotides long. Its product is annotated as HMG box transcription factor BBX-like. Gene Ontology annotation, molecular function: RNA polymerase II transcription regulatory region sequence-specific DNA binding; DNA-binding transcription factor activity, RNA polymerase II-specific. Lineage: Eukaryota; Metazoa; Echinodermata; Crinoidea; Comatulida; Comatulidae. Gene Ontology annotation, biological process: regulation of transcription by RNA polymerase II. Gene Ontology annotation, cellular component: nucleus. The record is from RefSeq and is a predicted model, not a curated record.
CGAUUUUUAGCAUCUUGUGUUUUGGCUGUGCUGGGUAUCCUGUCGUAUGGUAAAUAAAGAGCCUGGGCUAGGCCUAGUUUGUUGAUCAACUCUAAAGGCAAAAGUCUGCAAAAGACUGUUUGCAUCGUUGCAAUCAUGCCGAAAUUUACUCCUCAUCAUAAACUUAUGCGGAGGUUUAGCGAUCCAGCUUCUUUUCAGAAAACUGAAGUGGAUAUAUCAGAAGAGGACUCCAUGUCAAUGUCAAUACCAACGACACCCAUCGAUGAAAACGAUAUUGAUCUUGUAAAUCUGCAGGUUCAAAAUGAGGCAGAUCUGACAGACGACCAACAACUCCGACGUCCGAUGAAUGCGUUUCUGUUAUUCUGCAAAAGGCAUCGCGGCAUUGUCAAGCAGAAACAUCCAUGGCUGGACAACCGGUCAUGCACCAAGAUGCUGGCCGACAUGUGGGCUGUGUUAGAUCCUGAUGAAAAGAAUAGAUACCUACAGUUAGCUAGAGAGUGUAAAGCAGCUUUCAUGAAAGCCCAUCCUGAUUACAAGUGGUGUGGUACUAGUCGUCACAAGUCAAGUCCCGGGGCGUGUUCCGGUGCUUCAAGGAAAGCGUUUCCAAUGCAGGACGUGUCAAAGCUAAACCUGAGCAUGAUAGCCAAGGAAGGCAUUACUGUUGGCAAGCUGGCAGAUCCUGAGAGCAUGGGCGGUUUGAGUAUGCUGCUACUAGCCGGACAAACUAUGGUUAAACCAGACAGUGCAUCCAUAUCAACAAAUGCUAAUCAAGAAACAGAGGAUCAAGAAGACCCUGUUAGUCCAACCUCUUCCCUGUUUCAAUUAGCCGAGAUGUGUUCCGAUCGUUUGCCAAUGUCCGUCAUGUUGAAGAAGAAGGAAAUGGAAGAAUCUGUGAACAAAACAGAAAUGAAGUUUCUGAACUCUUCCAUAAAAUCUGAACAAAACAAAGAUGAAUCUAACAUGGAGACAUCAUCAAAGAAGAAGAGAAGGAAAUCUGAAAUUCAAAGUAAUACAAGUUUAGAUAAAAAGGACAAUAUGAAUAAGGAUGUUUCGAAACAUUCAAACUCAAGAGAUGACGAUAUUAAAAAGAAAGGAUCAAAGAUUAAAAGUAAAGGGAAGAAAAAGAAGAAAUCAAAAACCAGGGAUAAAGAGACUGAAAAUAUUGAAAGCAAAACGAGUGAACACGAUGCAAUAGAUACCCGUGAUGGUCAUGAUAAUGAUGAAGUAAAUGGACUGAACAGUCUGGAAGAAACAGAAUCACAAGAUAUAGACAGUGAUGACAUAAAGGUGGAAUCAGACACCGAUAGAAUGUCAGAAGACGGAAACGGCAUCCCAAGACGGCGGAAGUCGUCACGAUCUUGCAAAGGAAGGCUUUACCGAGAGUUUGUUAUGGAAGGAAUGCUGGAGACAUUGCAACGUCAAGAACGACCGUUCAACUGUAAGAAGACUUGGCGCCAUGAAAAUACGACGUUCACAGAUGAGGAGGACAUGAUCUUUGAGCAAGAGGUUGAGAAAUGGAAAAAGACAAGUAGGAAACGACCCCGCAGGAGAACUGUCAGUGGGUCUGGCUCAUGUAAUAUUGAUUACGGAGAGAUCAACAUAGAAGCGAAACUAGCAGCUCUGCCCCAGCUGACCAUGGAUCAGUUCCGACCCAAAACCAAAGCCCAACGUUCAAAGAAAAGUGCCAAAAUGUACAAGAAUGCCAUGUUUUUAAGAAAGGAAGCUAAAGAUCGAGCCAAAGCAAAGGGAAAUGUAGCCAUGAUAAAAUCAAGGAAAGCUGAACCGGAAAUCACAGGCAGCCGCAAACGCAAAGCCAAGAAAUCUUCCAUCGUCCACUUGGUCCCACUUUCUGAAGCUCCAACCUUGUAAAUGUGAGUGUCCACAAGACUACAACCCCAGGAGCCAUCUCUUCAGCCAGUAUUCAUCGUCCUCCUCUUAUGGUACCAUAAAUAUCGUCCUUGUGGUACCAUAAUGUCCUCCUUGUGGUACUAUAAUGUCCUCCUUAUGGUACCAUAAUGUCCUCCUUUCAUCCUACCACAAAAUGCUCAGUCUUGCCUUAUCAGCAUUAAAACGAUGGUGCACUCCAAAAGAUGGUACGCUUCAACAAGAACAAAACUGUACUGCUGAUCUUAUAAGGUAUUUUUUCGAUAUAAUUCCGUAGAAAAGGAUGCCAAAAAAUAUGAGUUUCUUACAGUUUGCCAAAUUGGUACAUGAUUCAGGUUUAACCAAGGUAGAGAGCAUUUGUUUAAGGGGUGAAGAGGAUUAGCAAGAAAUAAAGAACUUUAAAAAAAAACAAACAAAUUACUGCUCCUUGAUAUUUAUGGCAGGGUGAAAUGGAUGUGAUCAAAACCGGCUAUAUAAACCCAAUCAGUAGUUCAGGUUGCCAAAAUUCUACCCAUUUCUUCAGUCUUUCUAGUCUUUAAUUGGCUGUUUGUAUUCUUUACUACAGUACAGGGUAAAAGUUACAAAUUUUACAGUAUUUAAGGUAUAAUUGGUUUAAUCUAAAAGAACAGUAAUUAUGAUUUUCCUUCUUAUUCCACAUCAAUGAUACCAGAGAGCACUCCGACAAGAAAGUGUACGUGGGUAAUAAUACCUCACAGAAAUAGACCUUUUUUUCGCAUGAAUUAAAUGCCAAAGUAUAGGUUGGCAUGUCUAUCUAUUUCAAUUGGUUUUUUUUUCUAGAUUUUGCUAAAGACAGUAGGCCUAUGUUUUUUUUUUAAAUUUAGGUGACAUGUAAACCAUAGUUUUUGCUUCAGACAAUUUAAACUUAAAAUUUAAUUUUUUGUACUGUGCUUUACUAGAGAAUUUUCUAAGAAAUUCCAAAUACCAAGGUUAGGUUCUCACUGGAACGUUCGAUCGGUUAACGCUAACCGUUACCAGGAUCUAUUGAUAUGCUACCAGUUAGCAAGUUGAGCGCGUUUCUAUUAUUAACCAAUCACACGUACGCAUUUUAAGUUUCCAGGUUCCUAUUGGUCAGUGAUCCCAUCAUCAUCAUCAUCUUGAUAUCUGGAUCGGAAAUUUUUUUGUAUGAACACAAGUGUGAGUACGUAUGAUAUUUAUCUGGAUCCUGCUAACCGUUAGUUGGUGUGUGUGAACCAUAAUGAAGCUUAAAAUAUACUUUCUGUUUCUCCUUUACAAUAUUUAACUGCUAGAUUUAUUUAUCAAAGUAUAUUGUAAGAAAUAAAAAGUUUAUGUAAAUUACUUGUAAAUAAUAUCUUUUAUCUAUUGUUAAAAUUAAGCCAAACAGUGAUUAUUGGAACUAAGUCCCAGUAAUUAAUUUGAACAUGAAUUAUUAAUCUGUAAAAGCAGAGAGGCUUAUGAUAGCUAUUGUUUGUAAAAUUCCACCAAAUUUUAUUCAGUAACAUCUCAAUAUAAUUUGUAUAUAAAAAAAAUGAAAAAUAAUGUUCAAAUUUAUUUUAAAUAUUCAAAUAUUUUAACUAAAAGCGGUAUUAGGCAAUUUUAACUGUUUUUGUAAAUAAGGCUAAAUUAAAAAAAUAAACUCUUGUCUGUCCCACUCUUUAAUCUUUAUUGGGGUACAGCUUUCCUUUUACUCACACAAGCCAAACCACUCAGAUAAUUACGCAGAAUUCUCUAGGGGUGUGUUCGGGCGAGAACAGGAAAAAUUUACAUAGGGUUGUUACCGGUAUUGUAUCGGUGGGUGGUCUACCGGUUUGUGCAGAAUUUGGCUUUCAAAAAACCAUUAACCUCUGACAUAAGACCUAAGGUAUUAUGCAAAUGAUGAGUUUUAUCAAGUUUCCCUGGACCUUGCGUCACCCCAUGCUUUAAGAAACGGACAUUGGCGUUGGUACACUGCAUAAUGUUGUUGUCUCAAAAUCAAGUAAUGAAAUGACCGAUAAAACUACAACAAUCAGCUUCAUAAAGCAUAGGGCCUACAUUUAAAACUCCCAAUAAUCGCAGAUGUGCAUUUUGAGCAUGUAAACCCAGAAUAAACUUUGGUAGUAUUAUAAAACAGAAAAUUACUACCAUUGUUAAACGAAUAAGCUGUGGUACCACGAUCACGUAUGGCGGAUGUAUGUAAUAGGGUAACAAUCUGGAUUGUAGGCUAGCCCUCCGUUGAAAUAAUUUAUUUUAUCGAGCUUUUCAGUUUUGUUUUUGGAAAUAUUAAACUGAAAAAGAAGCAGGGACCAUGAACGUUAAAACAGACUUUACUUUUGGGGCGUGUUAAAACAAUCAAAGGGGAUUAAGUGAUAAGAAAUGCUCCCUGCUGCUAACACAUGCUGCUUUUUCUCCUCCAAAAACACUGCAAUUUGCCGUGUUGGAUUAUCAGCGGAUAUCAGCAGGCGGUCCGCGUUUAACACCCGUUCGGGUGAGAACCGGAAAUGGCCGUUUCCGGAUUUAUACCAUGUUAGACUCCACAAAAAACUCGCCCGAACGUACUCUAAGUCCUUGGUACUGAUUAAAUAUCUGUGUGUGCUAGGCCUAGAUGUCCAAAAAUAUAUAGUGGCUAAAUUUGCAACUAAAGGGGCCUACCGUUAAUGACUUAGUAAAAAACCGUAGUGCUUAAAAACAUUAUGGCGACUUCAAUGUGGUGCUUAUUCAAGAAUGGGAACUUACUUCAGGUCGGUGCUUGUUACAAAUUAUUGGAGGCCUAGAUGAGUAGUUGCAAUGCUAGUAUUAUUUGGUUAAGCAACACGACAUCAAAAAUGAAAUGAGCAUCACAGCGCUUAUAUGAGAGCGAUGCUUACCAAAAGAUGUUGGUGACGAGCUUAUUCAAAAGCGCACUUUAUUCAAAAUACUUAUUCAAUCAUUGUAAGACCUUUUUUUUUAUAUUUGGCCCUAAAUCUCUGUCCACACUAUGAAAAAAAAUAUGUGGUGUGCCCAUAUUUGGGUAUAAUAUGACAUCAUCAUGCCCAUAUAUGGGCACAUGACUCAAAUUUGUCGCUUAAAAUUUUAUAGCGUGGACAGUGCUUCACUUUGUAUGAAAAUUCUUAGAUUUUGUGAAUUUUUUUUUACUUUUGUAUUGAUUGGCGUAUCUACAAGAACUGAACACAAUUAUGAACAAUUUUAAUACAUUUAUUUUGUGUGUUAAGUAAUGUGAAUAGAUCUUUUCUGAGUGUCAAUCAAAUUUAAAAACUGACCAAUCAGAACAGUGCCAUGGAUAUGCGCUUGUCUAACAAAUACGCAUGUUGUCCCACAUGAAUAUCCAAGGGGCGUGGCUUAGCACAAAGGUCAUAUUAAUUGACAGGUGGCCGAGCUGAGAUUGUGUGUCUGCAACACGGCAAUAAACCGCUUCAGUUUAACUCUCUUUGCUCAAAACAAUGAAUGUGAUGUUUGUUUCUAAGAGUUUCGAUAUGGCAAUAAUUAUUUUUGGUAAAAAUGGUUCCACUAUUUGAGAACCGUAAUAAAUGUUAAGGCAUAUUAUGAAUAUGAUGACCAUAAUCAUAUAUACUGUGCAAAUACAAUGUGCAGUAAAUUUAAUUUUAGGUCUUAUUAUAUUCUAAUUUAAUAUUUUCCAUUAGAAUUUUGUAAAUUUAAACAUAGUCAUUUAUUUUGCUUUUUAUUUUCAAUAGGCUUUCACUUGUUCUAAAUCUGUCUCUUACUGAAGAAAUUAAUGCAUUAAAGACUUUUGUCUUGGUUUAUGUAAUAAAUUUAAAGAAUAUAAUUAAAUAUUUGAAUUUUUUACUUUGUAUAUAAUUAUAAGUUAUUAAUAUAAAUUGAAAAUUACAGCGAACAAAUUAUUUUCCCUCCUAAAGUACACCAAUGUAAUACAUACAUUACACCAUUUCUAUAUUCUUUGCUUAUACCCUUAACAUUGGUUGUUGAGACUUUUUAGUAAUGUCAGUAAAUUUGCGAAAACUGAAUAAUUGACCACUACUGCAGUGAAUUUGUGCGCUUUAUAAAUCUUAUUAUGUUUUUUGUCUUGUUGAAAGUUGAUAACAUAUUUUAUCAUUUUACUAUAUCAAUUUAAAUAUUUUAUGGUUUUCUAGAUAAUAUUUUGCUAUUUUAAUUGUUGCACUGACGUUUCCUAUUUAUAGCCUUGAACCAGGGUGAAUCCAGGCUCAAAGGCUUGUAUAUUUAGAGGCUUGGGGGUGGUACGUAUGCCCCUGGAAGCUCUGAUCUUUAGCCAUUUGAAUCUCUUAUCUAAAUGAUUUUACACUUGGUUUUCUUUUUAGCUGCUGCCGAUCGAGGGGUGAGCACUGCUUCCACCAUCUAAUUGCCACAGUCAGUAAUGUUAUAAUUAUUUUGUGGUGCUAUCUGAAAUUCAUCAGUAUUUAUCACAAUUGAGUGGCAUUUUACCUACAUGUAUUAACGUAUUGACUUUGUCUUAAGAAAUAUAUUCUGUUACUGAUAGUAAUCUUACUAACGUCUAAAAAUGGUUUAGGGAUUUUUGCCUGUGUUCCUUUUCUCUUAGUCUUAUGGUGAGUGAAGUGGCGUUAGCAGGUGUGUGUCUUGUUCUUCAAUCUCCUAUGCCUUCUACAUUAAUUGAGAGCACUGUGCUUCAUACAUGUAGUUUUAAAAUUCACCAAAUUUGAAUGAUGGAUCAGCCAAAACAGACCAUGACGAACAACCCAGGGAAAUUCUUGUAAUGAUAACAAAGAAAGGAAAAGAGGCAAGGUAGAUUGCAAUUUUAGGCCACCACAGAAUAUGUUCUUUAUCCUGGGCCCAUACUUCCAGCUGAAUCUCAUGCAAUAAUGUAUUACUUUCGUGACGGAUGCUAUCAGCAACAAUUUUUGAUCAAAACUUAUUGUUGGUUAUUGAGCAUGUCCAUCAUAAUUAAAUUGUAAAUGAGCACAAAACUGCUCUAUAAGCUACUGAAAUAAUACUUGGCAAAAUAUAUUUUUACUACAUUUCAAAAUGAUGUUCUAGUAGGCUUCAUGUAUUUUAGUUUAUUGUAAACCUUCCAAUAACUAAACUGUGCCAGAUGGUUAAUGAAGAUAUUUGCAUUUUAUGUUUAAAAUUGUUACAUUUUAGAAUGUAAUGCCUAUCUUUUGUUUCUCAUUUUAAUGUUUCUUUCAUGAAAUUUUAGUACAACACCUCAUGUAUUUGUAGUACUGAACAUCUGUUUUUUGCAAUUUUUAAAAAAGUAUGCAUGCAUCAGUUUUUGCCUGUUAUAUUCAAUGGUCUACUGUGCACUCAAAGGAGUCAAGGGUGGUUUGCAGAGUACAAACAAAUGUUGUGGGGGAGAUGGGGAGAACAAAAUUUGGGAUAACAGCUUAGCUAUCUAUUUAAAAUGUUGGGAAGUGCAUGUACCCCAUGCCUCUUUCUUCCCUCCAUCUCUGAUACUGGAGCCUAGCAUUUUAAUUGAUUAAAACAAUAAAUAAUAGUUCAGAUCCACACUGAGACACAAAUGUCCUAUAGUACUGUAUCGUAAUGCAUCACCCAAAAGGUUUAAGUUUUGGGCAUGCACUUUCCCAACUCUCUUUUUACUACUUGUGGCUACAUCUCUUCUUUGAUGAUUGUUUUAUCCACCAGAGCAGAAUUAGAUGUUAAGAAUAGGCACGUAGAUGUUGGAGUUAAAAUAUUCAACAGAACUGCCAGUAUGUCUUAUUUCAAUCAAAUAAGACUAUUAUUUUUUUGUUGUAAAAAAAAUAGAAUGCAUUGUACAGUACAAAGAUUGUUUAGCUCACAGUGUAUUCUUAAGAACCAGUUUACUACCAUCAUUUUUAUUUUCCUCACUUUUUUAAUCUAUAGUAUUUCAUAUUUCUAUGUCAAUUUUGCCGUUUAUUUAUAAAUGUUUUUAAAGAAAAGUUGUAUAUGUAUUUUUAAAGAUUUUUAUUAAGAAACAAAUUGGUGUGCAACAUAUGGAAAUGAAUUUUUUUUAAUUGGAUUGAAUGUGUAUAGUAACAAACAUGGAAAAUGAUUGAUGGCCAUUGGUCAGAGAUAUCAACUGAAUCAACUCUAUCACUUUCCAAGAAAUUUUGUUUUAAAGAUCUAAAUAUCAGUUCUGUAUUUAGUGUCAUUAAUAAUAAUGUUUAGUUUUUAUAAAACAAAAGGAAAGGCACAGUAACAAAACUGUAAUAAAUAAUGAACAAGCAAUCCAUGUUUGUCUUUAAAAUAAUGAGUCAUGUAAAUUUCUUUGUGAUGCCGACUCAUGAACAUGGUUCAGCAAGUCGGCACAUUAGAUAGACAAGUUUAUUAAAAAUCAGUUCAAAUGUACAACAUUCGACCUAUUCUAGACAAGUAUAUGUAUUAGUUAGCAUUUCAUAUUUUAACAAUAUGUACCAAUUAAAGGUGUAGCUUAUUAUAGAUAUUUUACUAUAUUUUAUGGAUAAACAUGUAUCAUCUCCAAAAAUCCUUAAUUUAAUACCUUUGUACAUUAGAGUAUAAUUAAUUACCAGGACACAUGAAAUGUGUAUGCAGUACAGUAAUAGAUUAUAGGAUUGCAUGCCAAACAUUGCUAUAAUAUAACAUGAUGUUUUACACACUUAAGACAAGGUAAUAAUAGUAAUAAAACAGUCUUAAGCA